Molecule: messenger RNA, 627 nt
Organism: Caenorhabditis elegans
Lineage: Eukaryota; Metazoa; Nematoda; Chromadorea; Rhabditida; Rhabditidae
Gene: nssp-91
Product: Neuropeptide-Like Protein
Exons: 4
Coding region: 151-393 (80 amino acids)
Source: RefSeq, marked reviewed
UCUAUUGAACGUACUUGCCUAUCAUCAUCAUUUUCUAUGCGUUCUAAUAUACUUUAAAACACAAUUCAACACAAUUCAAGUUUGCAAGAACACAAUUAGUUUCGAGCGUAAAAGUUGUGUAUUAAGGUACUCUCCAAAGGGAUUUUCUGCAUGUUACGCCAACUUUUCAUCGCAUUUUUCUGCUUUAUCUGCCUUACGGCAGCAGCAGCCGCACAACGGUUUCUGUACAAUCCGAAGUUCCAGCCAUCCUUCAAUGAUGGAAACUCGCUAGAGGGAUUCGGAGAGUACGCCGAUUACCUACCAUCAAAGAGGGCAUUUUCGUUCCAAGCAGCACGUGGCAAGAAGAGUAUGAUGGGAGAGAAAAGAUAUUCGUACUUCCCAUCUCGCGGCUAACCGAUGUUCACCAAUGUCACCCCGUCGCCUUCUCCACACACCGACCUUUUCGAUACAUUAUCUUCAAUUCUCAGCAGAACCCAUGAUAAAGUUAUUUGCAGAACCAUGUUUUUUAUCUUUCCCAGUGUCGAAUAAUAAAGGCAUCAUGUUAUGUACUGUCCACAUUUUCCACUACUUUUCUAUCUUUUCAUGUCAGCUAGCUGCUUUUUAACAGAAUAAACAGAGCUCAUAGAA